This is a messenger RNA of Ambispora gerdemannii, 1845 nucleotides long. The record is from the annotation of a GenBank genome assembly. Lineage: Eukaryota; Fungi; Glomeromycota; Glomeromycetes; Archaeosporales; Ambisporaceae.
AUGGCCUAUAAUCCCAACCGCUCUUAUAAAGAAAACAAAGAGAAUGAGACCUAUAAUCCAAGUCGCUUAGACAAAAAAAACAAUAAAGUAGAUGAUAAUUUUUACGAAAAAGGCAUAAACGCAUUCAAGGAAGGCAACUUUGAAAAUGCUGAAAUAUAUUUCACAAAGGCAAUUGCAAAAGACCCAGAUAUUUUUCUUAUCUACGAGUUUCGUUGCUCUGUACGCGAGAAGUUAAAAAACCCCGAUUUGGCAUAUCAAGACGCAUUAAAGAUGAUUGAAUUGGAAGAAACAUCCGCAAAAGGGUAUAUUCGAGCUAUCCGUGCUUUGAAACAACUGAAUCAACACACGAAAGCUCAAGAAAUAUUACAUAACGGCAAACAAAAAGUAAUUCAGAAUGGUCCACUCUAUCAGGUCCUUCAGAAACUCUGUUUAGAAUCAACUAAGAAUAACAGUAAUCGUAAUCCCACGAAAAACAUAGCUAAACAACGGAGAAAUUUUGUUGGACGUAGUUAUGAUUUCAUUCAACUUAUUCCAAAUGAAAUUGUUCACGAUAUACUUCGAAAACUACCAUUAAAAAGCCUCUGCAAAGCGACAUUAGUAUCCAAACACUGGAGAAACUUUAUCAAUUCUUCACCAUUGUUAUGGUGUCGCUUAGAUUUCACCAGCAAUCAAAUAUGCAACAGAAUUACAGACCAGGUUUUUCGCAACUACGCAAAGAGAGCUAAUCGCCAUCUGCGAUCACUAAUCUGUUAUGAAUCAAUAAAUCUUUCAGAUUCUUCAUUGAAAAUCUUGGCAGAACAUCGAUGCACUCGUAUUGAAGACUUUGAAAUCACUGUCAACAAGAAAAUAACCAGCACUCGUUUUACAAUGUUCUUUAAAUCUAUGGGUUUGCAUUUGAUCAACAUCAAUUUGUUGGGAACGAUGGCAAGCACGCAAACGGUAAAAGUAAUUCUGGAGACAUGUUCCGCUCUGGAAACACUAAAUAUUUCUAAUUGCUCAAAGAUUUCGGAAGAUCCGUUCAAUCCGCAGAAAGUAAACUCCAAAGUAUCCAAUCUGCGAGAGCUCUAUCUACAAGGAUGUCCUGCUGUCAGUAAUAAUACGCUCGAUUAUUUGUUCUUAUUAUUUCCGAAAUUGGUUAAACUUGAUUUGCGCGAUAAUCCAGAAUUAACGCCUAGAAUUUUCGAUGGUCUCAGCAACUUCUCAGAAUUGGAAUCGACUCGACUGAGAUUAUUAAAAAAUGAAUAUAAUGUUAUGCGGCCAUUCGACGAAUCUUUUCCUUCUUUUGUGAAUUCAUGUUUGCGCAUUAGAGAUUUCCAGUUCUCUUUUUUCACUUCACUGACCGAUUCUUCCAUCCAAUCGUUGACUCAAGCAUGGCAUGAACUUGAAAUUUUGGAUCUACAAGGAAAUAUCCAAUUAAGCGAUCAGACCCUACGUCAUAUCAGUGAAAAUUGUGAAAAUCUGAGGGUAUUGCUUGUAGGACAAUGCCCAAGAUUGACGGACGAAGGAGUGAAUUUUAUUGGUAAUACUACUCUUGGUGGUUUAUGCGGUUCCCUCGAAAUCUUUGACAUCUCUCAGAAUCCAAACAUCACAAAUAUAUCCUUGAUGUCUAUCGCGGAUAAUUUAAUAAACUUGCGGGAACUUUAUAUCUCAAACUGUCCAAUGAUUACGGGAAGCGGAGUUGCCUAUUUGGCGCGUGCGAGGUGUGACAAAUUGAGGUUCCUUGCUGUUGAGGGAUCCCCUAAUAUUGCAAGUGAUGCGAUCUCUUACGCUCGAAGAGUUUUAGAGACUAGGGGUGGAAAAUUAAGUCAUGUUCUAAACGAAAGGGGAAAGAAAUUAUUUGUGUAA